Messenger RNA from Prunus armeniaca (apricot), 459 nucleotides. NCBI's taxonomy places the organism in Eukaryota, Viridiplantae, Streptophyta, Magnoliopsida, Rosales, Rosaceae. The record is from the annotation of a GenBank genome assembly.
AUGACACCGGCCCAUGCUAUUGCUCCACUUCACUACACCAUGGCCGAGAGUGCCAUGCCAGCGCACGCUGUCACUCCACCGCCUGGCCCCAUGGUCGCAUGCGCCACUCCACCACAAGUCGAUGUCACCAAGACCAUGGACAUAGCCUUGCAAUUGCGUGGUCUAAUGGUUAGUUCCAAAAGCCACCAUCCUUACGGUCUCGUGGCCCAAUCUAAUGUUCACCACCACCACGAUGCCACGGUUUGUCGUGACACCAUUGCUCACUGUCGUCAUGGUGUCGUCACCGAUUACGACCCAAUCUUGGAGCAACUACAUCCAUUCUAUCCAUUGCCAUCGCGCUCAAUGAAUGCUUUCACUUGCACCUUCAACAAAACCCUAGCCCACGUGCAAUUGGGCUCCACACAAUUCUCUCAUCCAGAUCCAAGCAGUGAAGCAAACCUUAGUCUAAGAGUCAACUAG